This is a messenger RNA of Lachancea mirantina, 1707 nucleotides long. NCBI's taxonomy places the organism in Eukaryota, Fungi, Ascomycota, Saccharomycetes, Saccharomycetales, Saccharomycetaceae. The record is from the annotation of a GenBank genome assembly.
AUGACGCAAACUCCGAAGCGCCCAAAACGUUCUCCCUCAUAUCUGGCUAAUGCAUCUUUUAACGUUAAAUUACAUCCCUUAGGUGUAAAGCCCGCUGGAAAUGCCUUGUUUGAUAAUGACAUCGGAGUGCUACGAAAAUCCCGAGAGAGAUCUUUGGGUAAAUUGGCCAACUUAGAAGAAUCGACAUUAAUGCGAAUAAUUGAGCUUUUAGAUACACCUUCCGACUUGAAGACAUUCGGCCAUGUCUCAAAAUUUUUGUAUGCCUAUACCUAUGAUGAAGAGCUGUGGAGAAAUAUCUAUGUGAAAGAGUUUCAGAGGAUUGAAGAGUCCCAAAUCUCUUCGAGAAGGCCAGCACCCUAUGGUUGCGAUAAAUGGAGGGGAUCUUGGAGAAAAACACUUCUCAAAUUAAAUUCAGAAGCGCAUAUUACGGUCAAGAAUCAAUUGUACUCAGACGUGCUGUUCCGACCAUACCAGUGUUCUCAAGUCAAUUACGAGUUGCUUUUCAAGAACGUUAUCGACGUAGAAUCUAAAUCAUCUCAGCUUUGCUCCAAUGUGAAUUUGGAUUUUGGUAUUGAAAGAUUUGAUGAAGAUUCUUUAACAAAUGCAGAGUUCGAAUCACGCUUGAUUAACAAACCUUUUAUUUUAAAGUCUAGCAAGACUGCUCGCUGGCCUGCAUGGGAUAUAAGUGAUUUGGUAGGGCGAUACGGUGACGUUGAGUUCCGCCAGGAAGCUAUCAAAUGGGAUUUGAAAACGUACGCUGAUUAUUUCAAGUGUAACAGAGACGAGUCCCCACUUUAUCUUUUCGACUGCAACAGUCCGGCCAUAAAGAAAAUAAAAACCGAAUACAAAGCACCUAAGUUAUUUCAAAAAGAUCUUUUCCACCUUUUUCAGGAAGGUGAGGUUAAAUGUCGUCCGGAUCAUCGAUGGCUCAUCGUAGGACCUGCCGGAAGCGGGUCCACGUUUCACAAGGACCCGAACUACACUUCUGCAUGGAAUACGGUGCUGUGUGGCAUGAAACUUUGGGUGAUGCUGCCGCCCCACGUGAAACCGCCGGGAGUGUCGACGGACAAAUCUGAAGAAGAAGUGACAUGCCCAGUUGGAGUGGCAGAAUGGGUUAUUUCCGGGUACUACAACGAUACCGUGAAACUGGCCCAACAAGGUGACUGCGUUAUAGGAGUGACGUUUCCGGGCGAAUGUAUAUAUGUUCCCUCGGGCUGGUGGCACAUGGUCAUAAAUAUUACGGACUCAGUGGCAUUGACAGAGAAUUUUGUUCCGCCAGCGAUCCUGCCACGCGUUCUACAUUUUUUCAAGAAUAGGCAGGCACAGCUUUCGGGCUUCCACCUGAGGGAUGUGGUCGAAUCCUUGAAUGCCUUUCUCAAAAAUGCCACUUCGCUGGAUAUCAGCGUCGAAAACCUCAGCAAGCUGCGUAAUUUGUCAAAGCAGGCUCAAAACGAGAGGUUAGAAAAUUCGGACUGCGGUUUGAGCAGUAAUUCUUGCAAAUCGUUCCCGCUCUACGAGUUCUUCGUGGAAUUGAUCCGUAAUUCCAAGUAUGCACAAUACUUGCAAGACGCUGUACUCGAAUGUGUUAAAAUAGAGACGGAGGAGCGGCAGCAAAGAGAGAAAACGGUGAAACGUUCAGAGACAUGGGACGAUUUGGUUUCAGAACAAAACAAUGGGUUCUCAUUCGCGUUCGGCGUUGAGGAAUAA